Molecule: messenger RNA, 3582 nt
Organism: Cinara cedri
Lineage: Eukaryota; Metazoa; Arthropoda; Insecta; Hemiptera; Aphididae
Source: the annotation of a GenBank genome assembly
AUGGACAUGGAUAAUCCCUACAUGCAAACUAUAUAUAGACAAGUAGUUACUGAAAAUUUUCAAUCAAAGGAAUGGAAGGAAAUUUUAGUUAAUCCUGAAGGUGUUUCAGCAACCUUCCAUGAUGAAAACACAUUACCACGAUCCGGUGGACACUGCUUCAAAGAUAUUCCUAAUCGGUUUAUAUAUUGGCGAGUUUUGUGUGAUAAACUUGAAUUGGUUGAACAUAGUUUAGAUAUAAAUCUUACUGAGAACCAAGUUCGUAUACAGUUUCGUGAUUCCCCAAUAUUGGAUAGUGGAAUCUCUAUACAUGAGACUUCAGAGUCUGUUGUAUUAUUAGUACCUACAGCAUAUAGUUGUCACCGGUUGACAUUUCCACGUCCAAGUCGUGUUAGAUAUGUGGAUAAUAAUAUUGAAAAUGAAAAUGUUCUUACUGAUGCAUCAAUUUUUUCAAAUUUCAAUGUACCAUCAAUUGAUGACCCAGCAAUAUUUUAUUCAUAUAAUGCUGAACAUAGUGAUCCAUAUAUAGCUGCUUCUUGUUUAGAUCAAAAACAUGAUGCUAUUUUUAUUAUAGCAUUGAAAAACAACAUUAUGCUUUAUAUACGCAUUGAAUAUAUUUCUGGACUUACCACUCAAAAAAAAAUUUGUCAAGAAUCUACUGCACCUAGAAUGCUGUCAAAUAUAACUAAAAUGUUUACAGCUCAUAUAGAAAAUCCAGUUAUCGAUAGCCUGGCCAUACAUCCAUUUCAACAUGAUAUAUAUAUAUAUUCUCUUGAUAAUGCUUGUGAAUUGAAAGUUUGGUCUAUUGAGAAAUCUGUUUAUAUUUAUAUAAUGGAUAUGAAAAAAACGUAUUUAGGUUUAGUGGACAGUGGUUCAAGACCACAUAUAAUUUACAAAUGUGCAGAUGAUCAAUUUUUACUCACUGUAUACCUUAGUUUGUCGGAAGGUUCAAAAUUUCUAAUCUUUGAACCAUGUAUUGACUAUGGCAGGUUUAAACUCCAACAAAAGUUUUAUAUAUGUUCACCCAUGAACAGUAGACUAGUCAAUAUGGCGUUAUAUGGUAAUGAAAUUUGGUGUAUUUGGAGAACUGGAAAGGAUAUUGCUUGUAUUAAGUCUGUGAAUAUCAAGAAUGGCAACUGGAAAAACUGCAACUUGGAUACUACAAAUUUUGAACAAUAUUCUCAAUAUUUAUCAAAUCCAAAGCAAACAUAUUUGGAUAAAAUAUUUUCAUCAUUAACUUAUUUUACUGAAGAAGAUUUGAAAAAUGCCAUUGCUGUUUAUGAUACAUCUGAUAAUUUUGAAUGUAUUACUGAUUACCAUUCAAAGAUAAGUAAUGUCAUCGAUAAAAAGAUUUCUCAAGAAAUGGAUAAAUAUGACUCAACAGAUGUAAAGUCACAAUUACAAAUCGUUGAACAGUGCAGCGCUAAUUUUUAUAAAAGUUGUUUAGAUUAUCGUCGUAAGAGACUAACUCCUCUUGGAAUUAUUUGGCUGGGUCCACCAUCCUUUUUACUAGUUUUGGUUACAAAUUCAAGUUUUUGCUUUUUACGGCCUACAGAUUACAUUGAAAACAAAAUAUUUUCAUCAAAAUUUCAUGAAUCCAAUACUGAAUUUAAUGGUUUACUUAAUAUGCUGAUACCUGAAUCAAAAAUUAAUUUUAACAUGUUUUUUGACAUAAAUAUGCCCCAAAAUAAGUUAUUAGAACUGGUUAAAAAUGUGUAUACAUUUGAAAACAGUGAUCCAAAAAUAAUAUCAUUUUUAAAUAAUACCCAUAUUCGUUCAUUAAUCCGAAUGAUGUAUGGUAAUCAUGAGGAAUAUAAAAGUAUGCAAAGUAACCAAUAUUCAAAAUAUUUCAGAAGUAAAUUGGGGGCCAGUGUUAUUUCUCAUAGUUUCCAUCAAAUGAUUGUUACUCGUUUUGAAAUGUCUUGUAGAUUAUUUACUUUAAUGGAUAUGCAUUCUAAAUUUUAUGGACAGGCCAAAGAAUUUGUAGAUGCCAAAAACCUAGUAUUUAAUUAUUGGAUCCAGGCAUUAUUUUCACAUGACAUAAAAUUAUGUAAAAAACUACUUGUGACUAAUAAAUGUCUGGCUAGAGAACCAUUUAUGAACUAUAUUGAUAGCUUAUUAAGUUAUACAUGGACACUUACUGAUAGAUCUAGUCUUGUACAAUUUUUGUUACAGGAAAGACAAUACAAUUUCAUACAACAGAUGGCUCAAUUAUUGGAUUAUAAACAAUGGGAAGAAACUUUGGUAACUUCAUAUAUGUUAAACAAUGAACCAGAUAAAGCGCUUGGUAUACUAAAAAAUGAUGUUCAUAAAAGUUCAGAAUAUUAUCUCAGAUGGAUCACUCAGUUUGAAAAACACAAUUACUAUGAUCAUGCAGUACAACUUGGAAAUUAUGUAUUAGACAUAUUUGCUUGUUCUGAAAAUCAAAAUAUGUUAUCAAUAUUUCAUUCUAAUAUUUUUCUUAAUAAUCUAAAACGGAAAGCAUACAAAAAUGCAUAUACCAAUAUUUUAUGUUUAAAUAACCAAGAUCAGAAAUUGAAUUGUUUACAUACAUUCCUGUUGACAUUAUUAGAAAAUGGCGAACAAGUAAAACUACUAAGUUUUAAUUUUUCUGGUUUACAGAGUUCAGUGGAGGACAUAGUUCUAAAAAAGGCACGGUCUUUGUCAAAUUUAGGUGCAGCUCCUUUUUAUACGUUCUUAUGUGCACUACACAACAAAUAUUUCAAAUACAAAAAACUUGCCAUAACAUUUUAUGAACUUUAUUUACGUGCUGAAACGUGUAUUGCCCAAGAAGAAAAUUUAAGACUAUCUCUUUUAUAUUUAAGAACUGUUAAUCCCAAAGAUGCUUGGUUUGUUGCUGCAAAAUUACCCUAUUUUUCAAAGACUAAUGAUAUUCAAACAGGAGUUAUAAAAAUCAAACAUCUGACUAAACUGUGUUGGUUAGCCCGUGCUCGUCAAUCAGUAGAUGAUUCUGCAACCACCUUGGAUGUACAGAGUGCAGUAUCAGUAUUAAUAAGGAAACAUCAAUAUAAAGAAGCCAUGUAUUUGUCUAAAAUUUGGAAUUUACCCCUUCACUUUCCAUUAAGAAAAUUAGUAAAAACAUGUUUAACUCUUACUAACCCUGAGGAAUGUGAUAAAGCAAGGAUUUGGUUAGCUAAAAAUGAAAUUAAUGAUAAUGAAAUAAAUUGCAAGAAAAUUGUAUGGGAUUUUUUGGAGACUUUAGUAAACAGAUAUGAAGAAAAAGAAAAAACAUUAUUGCACUAUCAUGUGGCUGACGAACUACUGGAACAUAAAGCUUCUCUUCCUGAUUGGCUUAUAAGAAAAUAUAAAAAAAUUAAUGUUAGUGAAUUGCUACAAUUAUACUUAAGUUAUGGGGAACUGAUUAAUUGUUCAGGUUUAAUAUUUGAACUAAUCGAAGAAGAAAUGGCUGGUGAUUCAAAUAGUGUAUAUUCAUUUGGUAAAAUAAUACCAUCAGACCUUAUAGAAUGUGUAAUUGCAAAUUUAAAACAUCAUAAAUUACACAAAAUUGGAGAUGAUCUUUUAAGUAGCUAUAAAUUGCUUUAUGAUAAUAUUGUCACACGUUAG